Molecule: messenger RNA, 1362 nt
Organism: Acaulospora morrowiae
Lineage: Eukaryota; Fungi; Glomeromycota; Glomeromycetes; Diversisporales; Acaulosporaceae
Source: the annotation of a GenBank genome assembly
AUGACUAAUGUACAUGAUAUUCCUAGUCGUCAUGAACAACAAAGGUUGGACCUUUCCAUUGUACCAGGUAAAAGCCUUGGUUGGUUUCGUUUAGGAGCCUCAAUUUGGGAUGUUAUUAAUUUUCUAAGGGAACAAUCUCGAGUAAUUCCCUCAGUCGACUUAAAAUACGCAGAAGAAUCACCUAUCAUUACAGAUUUAUUUCUAUCCUUACCGGCUAAUGGUAUAAAUAUGCGAUUUGACGGUUUAAUACAACGAUUAAAGGUAAUCGAAGUAUAUGACUUUUCAAAAUUAAGGUUAACCUAUCAAGAUAGUGAAGUUAGUUCAAGUAAAGUCGCCCCAACAUUUCUUUCUAUAUACAAAAUUUUCGGUCCAACAUAUCCUGGAGAACUGGAUAAAACAAGAAAAGAAUAUACAUUGAAUUAUCCGGGUGUUUCAUUUGUAUUCCCAAUUCCUGAGGAACACAUUUCGUUAUAUAUAUCUUCAACAGAUCUUCCUCUGGAGCUCCCGGAUGGUACAUCCCCUUUACUUUCGCGUUUAUACGCCUUCCAUGGAAGCAGUUUCCGUACCGCUAAUGUACCUUCCUUGGCGAGGAGCGCAAGCUCGGAAAACAGAGUUGGAAACGAUAUUGGAGAGAUCGAAAGUGUUGUUGCCGAGUUGAAACGUGGAAUCACCAUCAAUUUUUUAGAUAGAAAUCAUCCAAGUCCCAUUUCUAAGGAGAUACUUUUAAAUGUUACGACACCACAGGAUCUUUUGGUAGAUAUAGGAUCUGCCUUACGGGUAUUUUUUAAAGAGGAAGACAAAAUGCGUAUACAUUCUGAAAAUAUAGAUGAUAUGGACAAUGUGGAUAGUAACGCACAAGAAAAUAGAAACGUACUAUCAAAUGGAACGGAUGCUCGCAAUCGCGAGGAGGAUGGGCAUCCAAUUGAUUAUUUUUACAAUUAUUUUCAGCAUGGAUUUGAUGUACUCUUUGACGGGAUAACUCAUCGUUGUAAGAAAAUUAUAUUGCAUGGUAACGUUCCGGGUCAUUACGAUUUUCAAAGGUAUAAACGAUGUCCAUACAAAAUAUUAUUACAUUCCAAGGUGGAUUCCAGUCCUGAUAUAAAUGAGGUCGCGAAACUUGAAGUUUUCAAUGAUGACGAUAAUCAAUUAACAUCUUCACAUGCUGGAGUUACUUUUAUUACCGCAGAAAUGAAAAUUGACAAGAUCAGGGAGCUUUUUGGUCCACUCAAUGGGCGACCACUUAUUUUUAAUCGUGGUGCUGGUGGACAGAAUCCAUUUGGACCCACUGAGUUAAGUGGACAUGAUGGUGCAGUGUUCGAGGUAAUGAAGAAUGGAUACGUUGCAACAAUCACAUUGUUCUAG